AUAUCGCCCCCGCUAGGGGAAAGGCGCAGGCGCCUCACGCAGCCUCUCUGCAGCUUUCAAGCCCUCGUUGGUACUUUCCUCUCUACCAUCCUCUCUUCCCUGCUCGGCUGCGAGUGGUCCGGCUGGGUGGGUGGGCAGAGGUGGAACGUCCUGAGCCCUGCUCCGGAAGGGGCUUAAGGCGGCAGCCCUGUUACCUCCCGGAUGGCACUUAGGGCCGAGCCCCCCGACGGGGGCUGGGGGUGGAUGGUGGUGCUCUCAGCGUUCUUCCAGUCGGCGCUGGUGUUCGGAGUGCUCCGCUCCUUCGGCGUCUUCUUUGUGGAGUUUGUGGCUGCGUUUGAGGAGCCGGCAGCGCGAGUCUCCUGGAUCGCCUCCAUAGGAAUCGCGGUGCAGCAGUUCGGGAGCCCAGUGGGCAGUGCGCUGAGCACCAAGUUCGGGCCCAGGCCUGUGGUGAUGGCUGGGGGCAUCUUGGCUGCGUUGGGGAUGCUGCUCGCCGCCUUUGCUACCUCCUUAACCCACCUGUACCUGAGUAUUGGGCUGCUCUCAGGAUCUGGCUGGGCCUUGACCUUCACUCCCACCCUGGCCUGCCUGUCCCGUUACUUCUCUCGUCGGCGAUCCCUGGCCACCGGGCUAGCACUGACGGGCGUGGGCCUCUCCUCCUUUGCUUUUGCUCCACUCUUCCAAUGGCUGCUCAGCCAGUACGCCUGGCGGGGGGCCCUGCUGCUGGUGUCUGCCCUCUCCCUCCACUUGGUGGCCUGUGGUGCUCUUCUCCGCCCACUCUCCCUGGCCGAGGACCCUGUCGUGGGUGGCCCUGGGGCCCAACUUGCCAACCUUCUCCAUCAUGGCCCCUUCCUCCGUUACACCGUUGCCCUCACCCUGAUCAACACUGGCUACUUCAUUCCCUACGUGCACCUGGUGGCCCAUCUUCGGGACCUAGAUUGGGACCCACUGCCUGCUGCCUUCCUACUCUCAGUGGCGGCUAUUUCUGACCCUGUGGGGCGUGUGGCUUCUGGGUGGCUAGGGGAUGCAGUCCCAGGGCCUGUGGCAAGACUCCUGAUGCUCUGGACCACCCUGACUGGGGUGAUACUGGCCCUGUACCCUGGGGCUCAGGCUCCCACAGCCCUGGUGGCUCUGACUGUGGCCUAUGGCUUCACAUCAGGGGCCCUGACCCCAGUGGCCUUCUCCGUGCUGCCUGAACUGGUGGGAACUGGAAAGAUAUACUGUGGCCUGGGACUGGUGCAGAUGGUAGAAAGCAUCGGGGGGCUGCUGGGGGCUCCUCUAUCAGGCUACCUCCGGGAUGUGACAGGCACCUACACAGCUUCUUUUGUGGCGGCUGGGGCCUUCCUUCUUGCAGGGAGUGGAGUUCUCAUCACUCUGCCCCACUUCUGCCUGUCAGCUCCUACCUCCAAGCCCCAGGACCCUGUAACAGAGGCACUGGAUACCAAAGUCCCCCUGCCCAGGGAGGGGCUGGGAGAGGACUGAACUACAGGAAGGGGGAGUCAGACCCAGAAACCCAGGGGUUGUUGGCUCCAGGUCUUCUGCCCCAUCUUGGCACCCACAGAACCACAGUGCCUUAAGCAUCGUUAUCUGCCUCCUCCCCCCCAGAGCAGGCCUGGGGCUCCUGCGAUGUGUGUGCCAACCCUUUGUAUUUUGUCUUAUCUCUUCUUUGCUCGCACAACGUUUUCUGAAGGAUCCAGGAGUUCAGCCUGCUCCACUGAGCUGUGAAUCGACUGUGGAAACUCAAAGGCCAAGAGACUUAUCAUGUUUUACAUGUGAUCUCUAGUGUUGCCUCCCACAUUUCUUCCCUGAAGACAGAUCUUUGGGAAAGAGGGAUGCCCCUUUGAGAUAAAACUGAAUAAGGAAACCGGACAAUAAUCAGAACCUCAAAAAGAAUUGGGGCCCAUAUGCCUGGGCUGGCUGAUUGGGGUCACGCUGGGGACUGGAGGGGAGGUAUCCAGGAGCUCUGGUGACCCAGAGCAUUUAACCCUGGACUCUGCUCUCUGGAUCACAGUUCCUCCUACUUGCCCACUGACCUCCCUCUUUCCCACUAUCCCCUGUAACUUAGGAAAGAAAUUAAGAAAAUGGUGAGGGACAUGUGGGGGGUGCUAGCUGGGGAGGGGGAGAUAAAGCUAAGAGAGCUGAA
Molecule: messenger RNA, 2140 nt
Organism: Delphinapterus leucas (beluga whale)
Lineage: Eukaryota; Metazoa; Chordata; Mammalia; Artiodactyla; Monodontidae
Gene: SLC16A13
Product: solute carrier family 16 member 13
Biological process (GO): transmembrane transport; monocarboxylic acid transport
Molecular function (GO): monocarboxylic acid transmembrane transporter activity
Source: RefSeq, a predicted model, not a curated record